UCUUUUAGAACAUAUCGUUUUAUACGUCCCUGAGUACCUAAGUACUAAUUCCAUGUUUUAAUGUUCUUAUAUCUGUGAUAAUUGUUAUAAACAUAUAGUAGUAUAUUUUUAUUUAUGUUCUUUGAACUCGUAUCGUUAAAAAUUCAGUUCAAAAUAAACCUUAAAGAACCACCAAAUGCGACGAUCAGCGCGCGGGGCCAUCUGUCAAACAUGUUUGUCAAUUCCAAAGCUCAAUGGUCAAUCAAUUCUGUCAUUCUCUGUGACUUGUUUUGCUGCACUUUUGCACGCAUUUUAUUUGUGAAUUUGUAUGUACCUUCCAAAGAGAAUACAUUACUGUUCUAUGACCUGCUUAAGUUUUUAGAAUAAUAUUGUGAAUUGUGAAGGAAACUAUCUUUAACAAGACACUCGGACGGUUUUAACUGCUAAAAUGCCUAUAAUGAUAGCAUGUCGCAUAUGUCUGGCGGUGAACGUGCGCUUGCUAAAGAUAAAUAGUUCCCUUCAGCUCGUGUUCGAAGACCUGACCAAGAAUGCACUGUACACUGAUGUUGGAAAACCGAUAUUGGCCUGCUAUAUCUGCUACGCUCAGCUUAAAAAAUGUUACAAGUUGCUUCUGAUCUCAAACAAGACUGAGCAUAUACUGAACUCUAUAUUGGAAGCAAAUUUGAAGAUUACUGACAAAUCAAUUGUUCUAAUUGAUCGUCAAACCAACAAGCUAGGUGGGUUUUUGAGUGUCUCCCAAACUGAAUGCUUUGAAACUGUUAGGGUCCCGGUAAAGAUAAAAAUUGAGGAUGCAGAUGUUAGCACUGAGGUGGAAAGUGAAAAAGCCGUUGAACACUCCGCAAGUCCACCGCAGCAUCACACAGAAACGGAGUUGGUGAUAAAAGAAGAAAAAAUGGAAGAUAUGCACCAGUCAGAAAACAUGGCCUCCCCACAAAAUACGGAAUGUGAUUCUGACAAUGGAGAUGUAGACACUAUAAGUCAGACUCAGUGCGGUGACGGAUCACAGCCAGAAGAAGUAAAUGUUUUGAUUGAAGACCCUGUGCCAACUCAACAAUCAAAAACUGAAGAGCCGAAGCGUUCAGAGGAGACUUCAUACAAACAGCCCGAGCUGCUAAAUACGAAGCUCAAUCCGGUUGGAGAAGGACCACAUGAGUGUCAAGUAUGCAAGCGAAGGUUCAAGCGAGCUGCCGGCAUGGUGAACCAUUACAAGAUCCACAUAGAUGAUAAACGUUACGAGUGUGACAUAUGUCAGUACCGAUUCAAUGCGAAACAACUUUUAAUCAGGCAUUUUCGAACUCACACUGGCGAGAAACCUUUCGAAUGCGACGUGUGUCAGCGACGGUUCGCUUUAAAAUCAACUUUAGCAUUACAUUUGGGAACUCACACGGGCGUCAAGCCCUUCCCGUGUCAACUUUGCGAUAAAGGCUUUAGCAAAAGGAACUGUUUAUUGAAACAUUUAAAAAAACACGCCGAUAAACCGUUCCGAUGUGUUAUAUGUCACGAACGGUUCUACAAUUUUAGUGAUUUGCAAUCUCACUUCAAAUCUCAUAUGGGCGAGAGAAAUUAUGAAUGUGAUUAUUGUCAUGGUCGGUUCACUAGUAAAGCGGGGGUGAGGGUACACAUAUACACUCACAUCAAUCGCAAAACUCAUAAGUGUGGCCUAUGUCAGAGUAAGUUCAGUACAAAACGCGCACUAAUUGAUCAUACCAGAAUACACACUGGUGAGAAACCUUACGAGUGUCAAGUGUGCAAACGUAGUUUUCACCGAAAACAAAAUUACAAAGAACAUUUACUAGUUCACAAUGGUGAGAAACGUUUCGAAUGUCAAGUGUGCAAACGUCGUUAUUCCCGAAAACAUGCUUAUCUAGUCCAUUUACGAUCUCACACCGGUGAGAAACCAUAUAAAUGUGACUAUUGUCAACAAGAGUAUUCCAAAAAGCUUUGUUUAAAGCAACACUUAAGAACUCACGCUGUAAGUCAACAACUUAGAAAUCCUUUUACAUGUCACGUGUGUUCACGCGUUUUUACCAGUAAACAUUCUUUAAAGAAACAUAUGGAAAGUCAUGUUGAUAACAAUCCCUAUAAGUGCGAUGUAUGUGAACGUUACUUCAACCGUAAAGCGCAUUUUUUGAGUCAUAUAAGAGUUCACACAGGCGAGAAACCUUUUGAAUGUGGUGUAUGUAAAAAUCGGUUUAGAGAGAAGAGCCAUUUAACGAGACACAUGGUAAUCCACACCGCUGAGAAACCGUUCCAAUGUUUUGUUUGUCCCAUUCGAUUUAAUGAGAAGAGCAAUUUAGAUAGACACUUAAGAACUCACACGAACGUGCGGCGUUAUACAUGCGAUGUAUGUAAAACUAAGUUUAACAAGCAUGAUAACUUGCUGAGACAUUUGAAAACCCACACCGGUGAGAAACCUUAUGAAUGUGACGUGUGCCAGCAUAGAUUUACUCAGAACGCUCAUUUGACACGGCACAAGAAAACGCAUAAAGUUGAGAAAAUUUUCUGUUUGCGUGCUAGAAUUAAAUUUAAAUUCCUAUUUUCUACUAAGACCAACAAUUUUAAAGUUCAAUCAAGCCACAAUACUAAAAUGGACUAUUGCACCGAAAGUUCAUUAAAAAUGUUGUGUUGUACGUGUUUGAGUACAGAUAGAAAAUUGUUUAAAUUGUGCCGAAUUGUGGAAGGCGUUAAUAACCUAUAUUCACUUUUAUCGUACGAUGCAGAAGCCUACAAGGAGGGCUUCUACCAGGACACGGCUAGUCUCCACAUCUGUUGGGAGUGUAAGGCGAUGUUGUCUAAAAUCAGCCGGUUUAGACGCCAAGCAUGCUCGGUGCAGAAACAGCUUACAGAUAUAGCCGAUGGUAGGACCAAUGUAUGUGACAUAAAGACAUGUCUCUCAAAACUUAAAACUAUAAUAAAAGAAGGUUAUGACAUCUCCAUAUCAGAUUGUAAUGAUGAAACAGACAAUUUCAUCGAUUGCGGUCCAGCCAGCGUGAGAACAGAUGAUGAAGACAAUGUUCCUCUGUCAGAGCUACAUCAUCGUGGUGAUGAUGAUCAGGUUCCAAGUGGGAACAGUGAGAAAACACCAACUGUUAAAGUAAGAAUGAGAAAGAGAAAGGUGAUCGGGCCUUUCAGAUUUAGCAGAUAUUUCACAUCGACAGAAAUGUCUUCGGAGGAAAUGCACAAAAGUAGAAAUGCAAGAACUGUAUUAAUUAAAGAUGUGCUGCACAAAUGUGAUUCUUGUGUCGAAGUGUUUAAGACUGAUAUUGCUUUACAGAAACAUAUAGAAGACUAUCACACCAUGAAGGACAACCAUUCUCAAUGUCCUGUUUGUCACUCCUUCUCACCUCAAGACAAGCUGAAUUCACAUAUGAAGUCACACUUUAUACAAUACACUUGUAAAAUGUGUGGCGAAUCAGUCGCAAGUGUGGAAUGUGCGACGGAGCAUAUGAGAGAACAUGAUGUUUUUAGAAAAAAGCCAGCGCGUAAACCAAUCUCAAAAUUGGAUAGAGUAGACAAAUCGACGCCCUGUGGCUUCAAAUGCACUGAAUGCGACAAAAGUUUUGACAACAAGUCGAAGCGCUGGAAGCACAUACAGACGCAGCACCGCGAGUGGUUCGCGUGCGAGCACUGCGGCAAGCGGUUCGCGUUCCGACACAACUUGCAGCGACAUCUCAGACUACAUGACGACCCGCCGCCUCGUGAGAAGUGCGAUGUGUGCCACAAACUGAUCCGCUGUGACCUGCUCAAGGUACAUGCCCGUAUCCACACAGCGCGCGAAACUUGCGUGUGUCGCGCGUGUGACAAAACAUUCAUCAGUCGAGCUUCGUAUGAACACCAUUUGAAGUAUACCAGGGCGCAUGCGCAAAUAGACAUCCUCAAACACAAGUGCCCUACAUGCGGUAAGGGCUACCGCUCGCGUCGAGAACUGAAGGACCACAUCGACUACCAACACCGCGGGCUGGCUGGGUACCACUGUGUUGAGUGUGGAAAGGCGUUGGCGACGCGACGCUGCGUGACGCGGCACGUGCGCCGCGCGCACCGCGGGCUCAAGGAGAACGCAAAGGACAAAGUCUGUCAGCGCUGUGGGAAAGCUUUCAGGGAUAAGAAAGGUCUCCGGGAGCACGAGCUGAUCCACACCGGCGAGCGGCCGCUGCCGUGCGCACAGUGCGGGCGCGCGUUCCGCCAGCGCGCGGCGCUCAGUGCGCACGUGCGCCGUCUGCACGCCCUGACAUAAAUGUCUUGCUAUUCACGAGUGUGUGUGUGUGUUUUUUUUAUUAAAGCCUGUAAACGAUGUCGAUGAUAAAUAUAUUAAGGCAAAUCACACAGAUUGAGCCAGCCCCGAUGAAAGUUCGAGACUUGUGUUAUGGGAUACUAACUCAACGAUACUAAGUAUAUUGUAUAUACAAAUACAUAUGUAUAGAUAAACAUCCAAGACCCGGGCCAAUCAGAAAAAGAUCAUUUUUCGUCAUGACCCGACCGGGGAUCGAACCCGGGACCUCUCGGUUCAGGGGCAAGCGCUUUACCACUGCACCACCGAGGUCGAGGUCGUCGAGGCGCGCGGGGCCCUUCUAAUAUCUAUGGUCAAAAAUGAAAAAUUAUACGGAGUUUUUAUGAUAAUUUAUUUAUUUUAUUCAUG
Molecule: messenger RNA, 4636 nt
Organism: Plodia interpunctella (Indianmeal moth)
Lineage: Eukaryota; Metazoa; Arthropoda; Insecta; Lepidoptera; Pyralidae
Product: zinc finger protein 91-like
Exons: 17
Coding region: 428-4234 (1268 amino acids)
Biological process (GO): regulation of transcription by RNA polymerase II
Cellular component (GO): nucleoplasm; nucleus
Molecular function (GO): RNA polymerase II cis-regulatory region sequence-specific DNA binding; zinc ion binding; DNA-binding transcription repressor activity, RNA polymerase II-specific
Source: RefSeq, a predicted model, not a curated record